UCGGCGGCGGCGCGGCUCCGUGUGAAGCGCGCGGAAUGGGCUCAACAUGGCGGAGACUCUCGCGCUGACCCCGGUUCUCACCGUGUCUCGGUCCCGCUGCAGAGUGAGUGUCUCAGGAGUGAUUGUGGCAGCACGGGCGAGCUCGUGAAGCCCCGGUGAAGAUGAACGGAGCAGAGCUCCAAGCCUCCCCGGCCCCCCUGCCCCCUGAUCACCUGCUGCGCUCCGGAGCGGUCAUCUUCCCCGGUGCGUUCGACCAGCACGGCUGUCCUCUGGUCGUGUUCCCAGCGGAGGCUCAGGCCACACUCCCAGAGGAGCUCAGCAGAGAGGAGGUGUCCCACUUCAUACACUACUGCCUGCGCCUGCACAACAUCAGAGGCGAGGAGAGCCUGCUGUCUGUGGUUGUUGAUUUGAGGCAAGCCAGCCUCGCCGUCGCACGCUUCAUCGCUGAAACUCUGCUGUUGUUGGAGGUUUCCAGAAGGAUCGUCCACUCGGUGUAUAUUGUUCAACCAAAGAAGAAAGAUGUCCUGAAGCAGCUGGGGAAGCUCCUGACACCGAGCGGCUCCAAGCAGCACAGACCCGUCCUCUUCAAACGUGUCUUUCUGAAAGAGGUUUUUGAGCUUUCCAACUACAUCGACAGAAGCCAGUUACCGUCCAGUCUGGGUGGAUACCUCAUAUACUGCCAUAAGAGCUGGGUUGCCUUCGUUAAGGAGAUCGACGCGUUUGUGCAGGAGUUCCUGUUGGUGGUGAACCGACUGCCGUCCUGUAUCUGGACUCUGCAGGCGCUCUCCAAGCGUCCCGUCCCAGCAGACCUGGAGCGGCUGCAGGAGUUCUGCUGUGUGAACCAGGCACACUUCCAGCAGCUCCGGAGGGAUCUUGGUUUGGAUGACUUGUUGAAGCACUGCGAGGGUUUGUUGGAGAAGCUGCGUUUCCCUGAGAAAGAUCCCUGUUUUCACGCUAUGGCUGGAACGCUGCUCUACACGCACACCGCACUAGAGAUGCUCCACAACUACAACCGGAUCACCGCAGCGGUGGAGAAGGUGGAGUUGCUGUGGCAGCAGGUGUUCUCCAGAGCCCACGUCCAGCUGCAGCUCCUCCAUCUGCAGCGAGAGGCCCAGCAGAUACAGGAGCAGAUGUUUGUGUUGCACAGGGAGAAAGUCCAGCCCUACAGGAUCGAAGUGGCUAAAGACGUGCACAGAGCUGAAGAGAUCCGGCAGGAGUUUGAGGCUUCAGUAUACACUCAUGCAAUGGCGCUGGUUCGUCGCGCGGAGGACGUCAUGCACACGUUAGCGGAGACUGUUCCGUUCAGCGAGAGAAAGCCUGCGGAGCCGUGGCUAGAGGAUUUGUCCAGACUGAAGGAGAACCUCUCCUCUGCUGUUCAGCAUCUGUAUCAGACUCUGAGGACCGUGUCUGACUUCCAUCACACCUGCAACAGAUGUAAGAGCUGGUACGGUGUAGUGCUGCGCGAGAGCCUCCUGCAGGAGCUGCUGUGGAGUGGACGCUGUGACCUGUCCAGCUGCAGGAGAGGAGUGCAGAGCUUCCUCAGGAGAAACCCCUGCCCGGAGGUGCAGGAGCUGGUGAAGCUGGCGCAUCUCGCUAACGCUAUAACCGACCCGCACCUUCGGCAUACUGGCACGCAGCUGUCUCACAGAUGCAUGACUCUGAGGAGACUCUUGACCUCAGCUGGGCCCAUCCCCCUUCACGACCUUCAGCUUGCCCUCCAGUGGCAGUACGAGUUCCUCAAGGGUCACCACACGACCCCUGACAUCACUUCUCCCGAGGACGAGCGUGUUUCCUGCGGUCAUGUGGUUUCUCAGUGUUGUGGCUCCUUUGACUCCGGGUUCGAUGGAGCGGCCAGCAGUCACCUGGACAGCAGGAGCAGAAGAGAGCCGCUGCCUAGGAUUCUGGGAAAUGGAGACUCCGCUUUCAAGUCGAAACCUCUGCAUGGACAGAUUGACGAGGAGAACAUUGUGAGCGUGUCUGAUUCUGAAGACCAGCGUGAAGCGCUAGGGUUUAGUUUAAAGCGGGACUCCACUCGUGCCAGCAUUCAGAUCGUUCCCAAAAUUACCUCCGACUCUCUGAACCUUGAGAUCAAGGUGAAGCGCUCCGCUACGCUGCCCAAGAACCCCUGGCUGAGCCUCCCGAUAGAUGAUCUGGAGAGCUCUUAUACGGUCACCAUUACACCCAGCUCCUCCAGAGAGCCGAGGAGCCCCGGCCGGGCUCGAGAUCGGCCCUCUCCGACCGAGGAGCUGGGGUCCGCUCCGCACCAGAGUCAGCAGAGCUUCGAGGAGUCGGAGCUGGAUCCUGUGGGAAACGUUCUGUCCAGUACCUUAACAGAUAUCGAAGACAAGCCCAGCAGCGUGGUGGAUGGGGAUCCUUCUCUUCUCUGGGACACGUUUGAUCUUCACAAUCUCAGACAGGACUCUUACGAACGGGUUUGUGUUCUCUGUUGGGAAUUGGACGUGUCUCUCGGUGACUGGGUUCAGAGAGAGCAACAAGAGCUGAGAGAGGUGGAGGAGACUUUAGACAGAGCAGCUGAGAUACUACAGGAGGAGGAGAAUGUGCUUGCACAGGAGGUGGUGCUGGAUGAGCUGUUGAGGUCAGAGGACUUGCACAAACACUGGCCCUUAUGGACUGAAGGACACCAGCUCGAUCCGUUGCCAAAUGCAUAG
Molecule: messenger RNA, 2669 nt
Organism: Cyprinus carpio (common carp)
Lineage: Eukaryota; Metazoa; Chordata; Actinopteri; Cypriniformes; Cyprinidae
Exons: 17
Coding region: 162-2669 (835 amino acids)
Cellular component (GO): cytoplasm
Molecular function (GO): guanyl-nucleotide exchange factor activity
Source: RefSeq, a predicted model, not a curated record